Messenger RNA from Pleurotus ostreatus (oyster mushroom), 2121 nucleotides. It is a transcript of the gene MVP1, whose product is annotated as Sorting nexin mvp1. Lineage: Eukaryota; Fungi; Basidiomycota; Agaricomycetes; Agaricales; Pleurotaceae. Bases 1 to 2121 code for a protein of 706 amino acids. Gene Ontology annotation, cellular component: endosome. The transcript is spliced from 12 exons. The record is from RefSeq and is a predicted model, not a curated record. Gene Ontology annotation, molecular function: phosphatidylinositol-3-phosphate binding. Gene Ontology annotation, biological process: retrograde transport, endosome to Golgi; protein targeting to vacuole.
AUGUUCAAUUCCCCGAGGCCUGCCCAACGAUAUGCGGGCGCGACUUCAGGAAAUUUCGGCGGGAGCUUUGUAGAUGAUAAUCCGCUGGCCUCCUCUGUAUACGACGGUCUUGACCCGUGGAGUGCUGCACCGAGCCCAUCCCCUCCGCCAAUACCGCCCGCAGCUUCAAAUACGGUGUUCAGCUCAGUAAUAGCGGAUGCCACCGUUCCGUCUAUCUACAAUAAGGCCUUCACCGCUGUGGACCCAGAUGGUAUCGGAGAGACGUCGGUUAAUGCGUUGUCGCGCGUAUUAGGGACCUCGUCGCUUCCAGCUGCGACAAUUGAUAAGAUCGUGAAUCUGGUCAGUUCACGGCCUCGAGUCUCUAAACUUGAGUUCUUUGUCGCGCUGGCUUUAGUUGCAUUAGCUCAGUCGGGAAAGGAUGUAAGCAUCGAACAAGUCGCAGCAUUGUCAUCCCGAAACGACCUCCCCGAGCCCAAACUCGACCUCAGUUCGCUCGUGCCGUCAGUCUCGACAUUUCAACCCCCACCCCCUCCGACGUACCGGCAAAAUACUACCUCUACUGUAGCUGCCCCUGGCCGUUCACCUGGAGGCAUCACCGAUGACCCAUGGGCGACUGGCACUAGCAAUGUGCGCUUCGGAGGCGGACUGGGGACCACACCAAGCGGUAGCGGUUUUGACGGCGCACGAGGAAGUCUGGCGAAUGGUGCACCGUCGAGUUUAGCUGGAACCGGCCUGCCGAAAGAGUGGUGGAAGAGGCAGGAAACCGUUCGCAUCACCAUCCUAGGCCAGCAAGGAUUUAUCCUAAACCGAUAUACGGUGUAUGAAAUCAGCACCGAUAGGGGUAACCCAGUAACAAGACGAUAUUCUGAAUUUGUAUUCCUAUGGGAAUGUUUGACGAGGCGGUAUCCGUUCCGUCUGUUCCCAGCGUUACCUCCAAAGCGCAUAGGCUCCGAUGAAUAUUUCCUUGAGCAACGACGGCGUGGCUUAAAUCGCGCACUAAACUUCGUUAUAAAUCACCCAGUCAUCAAGGAGGAUGGCUUAUUGGCAGUUUUCCUUACUGAACCCUCUUUUGAAACAUGGCGAAAGCACACAUCCGUAUCUUUGGACGAAGAAUCUGCCAGCAAGCGAGUCGAUCGUCUUGAAGAAAUGACCAUACCAAGCGACUUGGAAGACAAAUUGGCCAUCGUUAGGAAUAAGAUUCCAGCAUUAAUUGAACAAUGGCAGCGCAUAUGUAUACUUGCUGAACGGAUUAUCAAGAGACGGGAAGCAGCAGCGGUACGAAUCCCAUUUUUUCCUAUUGGCAUUGCCAGAGGAGACGCUCAUGUUAAUGCGGAUUCCUCCUUCGGCGUCCCUCGUCUAUUCAACUCUCUUGCUUCACCUCAACUGGACUCCUCCGUCGCUUCUGUCGCUUCCCUGCCUGGCUCUCCUCGUAUCGAUUCCUCCAUCUACGGUGGCCAUGGUGCCAUGCCCAACUCCAUGUACAUAUCCACCGCCAAUAUCAAUACCUCUGGCACGCAACAACAGGGGGAUUUAUCUAGGUUGACUAACACGUUGCGGGCUGUGACCGAAGUCAUGGAGCAUUCGUGGAGAGGAGAGGAAGAUGAACUUUCAUCUGGGGUGCGCCAGGGGUUAGGUCAAGUUGCGAUGCACUGUUCAGUGCAGGCCGAGAUUGCCGAGCUUAGAACACGGACGCUUUUCGACACAACAUUGGAGUCUUUGAAGUCGCAACGUGAUCUAUACAUUGCUAUGCGCGAUCUUUUCGUGCGACAAGACCGGUUGUCGAUAGACCAAGUGGACAGGCUAAAAAAACGAGUGGAGACAACAUCCGUCCGAUUGGAUGGCAUCAAGUCUGCGCAGAAGGAGGGGUGGCAAGAGGAGGCCGAAAAACUGGUUUCCGCCAUCGAGAGGGACCAGGCGACCAUCGCCGCUCAGUUAGCGAGGAGAAUAUUCAUCCGAGCGUGCAUGUGGCACGAACUUCGAGUGGUAUUCCACAAUAGGGAGAACACAAUGUUGACCGUGACGGCGCAGGCUUUUGCGAGGGAGGAGCAUGCAUUCGCCGAGAGGGUCGUCGACAAUUGGGCGUCUAUGAUAGAUGGUAUAGAGAACAUGCCAUAUGAGUGA